Messenger RNA from Aspergillus puulaauensis, 765 nucleotides. Its product is annotated as MBL fold metallo-hydrolase. Bases 1 to 765 code for a protein of 254 amino acids. The transcript is spliced from 2 exons. The record is from RefSeq and is a predicted model, not a curated record. Lineage: Eukaryota; Fungi; Ascomycota; Eurotiomycetes; Eurotiales; Aspergillaceae.
AUGGGAAUAACCUCAACCAGCCACUGGCAUUGGGACCAUAUCGGAGCCCCGUCGACGUUUCCAACUACCACCGACUUGGUCGUUGGCCCUGGAUUCAAAGACGCAUUUUGCCCCGGCUAUCCGGCACGCAAAGACUCUCCCAUCCUAGAGAGCGAUUGCAGGGGCCGUCGUUUGAUCGAGAUAGACUUUUCCAAGUCAUGUUUGGAUAUCGGCCAGAUGAAGGCACACGACUACUUUGGGGAUGGGUCAUUCUACAUUCUCGACGCCCCAGGGCACGCACUUGGCCACAUCUGUGCUCUUGUGAGGACGACAUCCUCGCCCGACACCUUUGUAUUUCUCGCUGGGGACGCCAUACACCACGCAGCAGAACUGCGCCCAUCCACUUAUCUGCCCAUCCCGUCGUCUAUUUCGCCUAACCCGCUGACACCCCUCGACCUUGCGGGCAGCUUUUGCCCUGGGCAUAUCCUCGACGAUCUCCAGUCGUCACGGGGAAUCGAACCAGGACAGGCCUUCUUGAAUCCUCUGCUGGGUCUUUCGGUUCCUGAUGCUAUCUCCACGAUUCGCAAAGUUCAAGAGCUUGAUUGCAGUGGCAACAUUUUUGUACUAUUCUCUCAUGACACUCAUGCGCCAAAGGUCAUCGACUUUUUCCCCAAAAGCAUCAACCACUGGAAAGAGAAAGGAUGGGCCCACCUUGCAAAAUGGAGCUUUUUGCAGGAUUUCGAGCAGUAUAUAAAGUCGUCCGUCAUGCAAGAUGGCGAGAGUUAG